AAUAAAGCAACAAGCACGAGCAAGGACAAGUCACAAAGCGUGAGAGAAGUUCUGAGUUUCUCGACGGUGAACAUUCUAUGAUUAUUCCUAUAUGAAGUAACUACAACUAGUGCCUUAAAAAAAUAAAGUAUGAUGAUCAAAAACCCGUCCGCCUUGCUGGUGAAGCUGGGCAGCCGAAGCGCUCAUCUGCUUUCGUCCAGACUACAAAAAUAUCAAAGCCGGAGAAGCAUAGCGAACUAUGCGCCUGAUUCACCGCAAAAUCCUUUUCGACUCGCCAGACUUUCGCAACUGGUUCGUUCGCUCUUGGGCAUAGAAGGUGGGCAAGGUGAAGGUAGUGGCAAGGGUGCUGCAGGUGGCAGUAGGAGACUGCAAAAUAAAUACUCGAGAUUAGGAGCUCAAGAGGUUCUUGAAAAAUUGAAAAUAGAACUAGCGGGACCUGCAUCUUCUGCUUCUGUUGAAGACCAGGACGAAGCACGAGAAGCAGAUAAAGAUUCUGCACAACAGCUUCCACUCGACGUUGUGCGACAUCCACGACAGAAGGUAAAAACCGUAACAUCUUCACAACAAAGAAGUCUUCAAGCAGCACAAGAGCACAUAAAAAUAGUUGAACAACUUGAAGGUCAAGAAGGUCCUCAAGGUCCUCCUCUCCGAACCUGGCUUUCAGAGUUAAUCGCUUUCCUGAAACAUCGCCUUUACCAAAACAGGAAUUUGCUCACUUACUUCUACAAAGGCGGACUUGUAGCGGCUGCAUUGUACUAUGCAAUCGGACCAAGAAUGCUGCAAAACCAGGAAGACGAGGCCGAAAGAGAAAGGAUACGAGCAAUCACGCGGGAACAAGAGGAAACCCUAGAAUUUGAGAAACGAUUGUUGAAGGAACUGGAAAUGACCACUUCGAAAUUACUGGAGAUGGCUGAGAAAGAAGAGGAAGAUGAUGGUUCAGGGUUAGGGUUUAGGGUGUAGGGAGGCGCAAGAUUUUGGCUGGGAGCAAAUGGAACGAGGAAGAUUCGCCGUGAUGCGACCGAAGCGAACGAGCUGGAUUGGAGUGACUACUUGUAAAUAUUAUCCUUCAGCUGCUGAAUCUCCACGCUAAUAUUUCGUUACGUGGAUCGUGUGGCGGCGAAGAAGCUGCAGCGACAUGGUCGUGACCAUGUCGCUGCGUCUUCGCCGACAGGAUUGGGUCGUCUUGUUGAUGUGCAUCGGAACUGGAGGAAAGAGCGGUUGCCCAAGGAUUGGUUCUGCUGUUGAAGUCCAGGUCCAAGAGACGCAGCGACAUGGUCAUCAAAGCAGAAGAAAAGUCACGGCUACUAGACGAUGACAGCCGGCACAGUGUGACACGACUAGCUCCGUUCGCUUAAUAUCCUUGUUGCUGUUUCUUGACGAAGACGAAGUCAGAUGUCGUAGGAGCAGAAUCAUUCAAGAAGAUGGAGGCACUGGAAUGUGUCGUGUCACACGUUCAGCUCUUCCACGAACUUGCUCAAGUUGCAAAUUUUGAACAGCUUGCUUUGGUGGCGGAGGUUUGCAAAAAAUAAAUGUUGAAGAUGCUUCCUUGUGGCUUAUUUUCUAUCAAUGUUGGACGACGUCCCAUCAGCAGAUGACACAGAAGGAACAGGGACCUCCCUUUUUUGUCUGAUGAGUAACAGGAGCACCACGACCUGGCUAGCUGGAUAAGGUGGAUGAGGUUGAGCC
This is a messenger RNA of Amoebophrya sp. A25, 1686 nucleotides long. The record is from the annotation of a GenBank genome assembly. NCBI's taxonomy places the organism in Eukaryota, Dinophyceae, Syndiniales, Amoebophryaceae.